CAGGCCGGCAGGCAGGCGGCGAGGGCCGGACCCUGACGACGCUCGCGACCAAGGCCCGCGAUGGUGAUCUGCUGCGCGGCCGUGAACUGCUCGAACCGGCAGGGCAAAGGCGAGAAGCGCGCCGUCUCCUUCCACAGGUUUCCCCUAAAGGACUCCAAACGCCUGAUCCAAUGGUUAAAAGCUGUUCAGAGGGAUAACUGGACCCCGACUAAGUAUUCAUUCCUCUGUAGUGAGCAUUUUACCAAAGACAGCUUCUCCAAAAGGCUGGAGGACCAGCACCGCUUGCUGAAGCCCACAGCUGUGCCCUCUAUCUUUCACCUGACAGAAAAGAAGAGGGGGGCUGGAGGCCAUGGCCGUACCAGGAGAAAGACCACAGGGGCCAUGAGAGGGCACACAAGCACAGCAGCAGGGAAAGCCACAGGUUCCUCACUGUCCUCAAGUGAUAACUUGAUGGCCAAGCCUGAGACCCGAAAGUUGAAACGAGCUGCUCUACAAGGUAAUGCCACCCCCAGGACCACCCCCGUUGUCAGUCAGGAGCAGGUGCAGUCUCUGGAAAGAACUCCAGGAGAUGGACUGGCCACACCAUUAGCCGGCAACCAGGGAGAGGCAGAAGUGUCAGCUGCAGAGGCCAGCCAACAGAAGGCUUCUUCCUCUGCUGAUGCAGGCGGGGCAGACAAGAGUGGCAUUUCCAUGGAUGACUUCACGCCCCUAGGAUCUGGAGCUUGCAAGUUCAUAGGCUCACUUCAUUCUUACAGUUUUUCCUCCAAGCACACUCGAGAGAGACCAUCUGUCCCCCGUGAGCCCAUGGACCGAAAGAGGCUGAAGAGAGAUGUGGAGCCGAGGUGCAGUGGGAAUAGUGUGGCCCAGAGUCCCCCAAGAUCCUCCCUUACAGCAACCCCUCAGAAGCCCUCCCAGAGCCCCUCUGCCCCUCCCACUGAUGUCACCCCAAAACCAGCUGCAGAAGCUGUGCAGAGCGAGCACAGUGAUGCCAGCCCCAUGUCCAUCAACGAGGUCAUCCUGUCAGCCUCAGGGGCCUGCAAGCUCAUCGACUCCCUGCACUCGUACUGCUUCUCUGCCAGGCAGAACAAGAGCCAGGUGUGCUGCCUUCGAGAACAGGUGGAGAAGAAGAAUGGGGAGCUGAAGAGUCUGCGGCAGAAGGUCAGCCGCUCCGACAACCAAGUGCGCAAGCUUCGGGAGAAGCUGGACGAGCUUCGGAGAGCCAGCCUUCCCUACCUCCCCUACCUGAGUGGCCUGCUGCCCCCCAGUCAAGAGCCUCCCAAGAUGAACCCAGUGGUGGAGCCGCUGUCCUGGAUGCUGGGCACCUGGCUGUCAGACCCUCCAGGAGCCGGGACCUUUCCAACACUGCAGCCCUUCCAGUACCUGGAGGAGGUGCACAUCUCCCAUGUGGGCCAGCCUAUGCUCAACUUCUCGUUCAACUCCUUCCAUCCAGACACGCACAAGCCAAUGCACAGAGAAUGUGGCUUCAUUCGUCUCAAGCCUGACACCAAUAAGGUGGCCUUCAUCAGUGCCCAGAACACAGGCAUCGUGGAAGUGGAGGAGGGUGAGGUGAACGGACAGGAGUUGUGCAUCGCAUCUCACUCCAUCGCCAAAAUCUCCUUUGCCAAGGAGCCCCAUGUAGAGCAGUAUUUUCACAGAGUUGUGAAACCACCUCACUUAUUUUACCACCCCAGCCCUCAAAAGAAACCCAGUGCCCUUCAGCCAUCACCUCUGAGCCCUGUUUCUGGCAGCCUUUGUCCACCACUCAUCUGCCUUCUCCACAGACCGGCCUGCUCUGACAUUUCAUAAGGAUGAGCCCGCCUACUGCUGCUCUUUUGUCUUUUGUGUCUGGCUUUCUUCUGCUUAGCGUGUUCUCAAAGUGUAUCCAAGUUGGAAAGUGCCUUUUAGAAGAAGGAAAAAGGGUAGCUUCAUUUUUAUUGGUAAGAAGCUGUUGUGGGCUGGAGAGAUGGCUCAGCGGUUCAGAACACUGA
Molecule: messenger RNA, 1988 nt
Organism: Nannospalax galili (Upper Galilee mountains blind mole rat)
Lineage: Eukaryota; Metazoa; Chordata; Mammalia; Rodentia; Spalacidae
Gene: Thap4
Product: THAP domain containing 4
Exons: 6
Coding region: 61-1806 (581 amino acids)
Source: RefSeq, a predicted model, not a curated record